Molecule: messenger RNA, 797 nt
Organism: Raphanus sativus (radish)
Lineage: Eukaryota; Viridiplantae; Streptophyta; Magnoliopsida; Brassicales; Brassicaceae
Product: caffeic acid 3-O-methyltransferase 2-like
Biological process (GO): methylation
Molecular function (GO): O-methyltransferase activity; S-adenosylmethionine-dependent methyltransferase activity
Source: RefSeq, a predicted model, not a curated record
UUUCUUUACGAGAAAAGGUCUUACCUCACGGACUCGAUACUAGAAGGUGGAGCAUCUGCGUGGGAGAGAGCAAAUGGGGCAUUUUUAUUUGAAUACAUGAAGAAAAGUGAGAGUGUCAAGGAAGAUUUCAAUGAGUCGAUGAUGAGUCAUACGACAAUAGUAAUGAAAAAAAUAUUUGAGAAUUACGAUGGGUUUGAGAGUAUGAGGGAUUGCACGUUGGUAGAUGUAGGAGGUGGGCUAGGCACUAGUCUCUCCCAAGCUCUCUCCAAGUUCCCACAUCUUAAAGGUGUCAACUUUGACUUGCCUCACAUCGUCUCAGAAGCUCCCCAAAUUCAUGGCGUGGAACAUAUUGGUGUUGAAGUUCCACGAGGCCAAACCAUAUUGAUGAAGUGGAUACUUCAUGAUUGGAGCGAUGAAAAAUGCGUGGAGAUAUUAAGAAACUGUAAGAAAGCAUUACCAGCAACUGGAAGGGUAAUCGUAAUCGAAACGAUAAUCCCACGGGAAGUAUCCGACACUGAUAUAGCAACCAAGAACGCACUGCAUUUAGAUAUGAUUAUGAUGUGUUUAACCCGUGGGGGGAAGGAGAGAACCAAAGAGGAAUUUGAAGUCUUAGCUAUGAAAGCUGGAUUCAAACUCCCAAAUUUUAUUCAUGGUGCUUAUUCUUUUUGGGUUAUUGAAUUAUAACCAAAUUGAAUUGCAACUUCUACUUAUACGUGUUAUACUUAAAUAACGUUCUACUCUCUUUCAAGCGUGGAAUAUUGGUGGUUGUUGAAUCUCUUUCUAUAAAUUUAUGUGAU